GCGUGGCGUUCUUCGCGGAGCCGACUGAGGCCGCGCUGGCGGCGCUGCGAUCGGCGCUCGACAGAGACGGGGCCGAAACGGGAAGUUGUGGCGGCCCCCGCUGGUGACAGUCUCGCUUGGGCUGGCUUCUCCCUCGCCCGCCCCACAGCAUGGCUGCCAUGGGAGAACAGGGCAAGUUUUCACAAACAUUGAACGGAACUCCUGCUUCAAGCACAGCCACUGGUGGAAUGGAUCCCUUCCAUGCCUGUAGCAUUCUCCAGCAGCUCAAAGCAAUGUAUGAUGAAGGUCAGCUGACAGAUAUUGUGGUGGAAGUGGAUCAUGGAAAAACUUUUUCCUGUCAUCGAAACGUUCUUGCUGCAAUUAGUCCUUACUUCAGAUCAAUGUUCACGAGUGGCCUUACUGAGAGUACCCAGAAAGAAGUACGGAUUGUUGGCGUUGAAGAAGAGUCCAUGCAUUUAGUACUGAAUUAUGCCUAUACCUCCAGGGUAAUUCUGACAGAGGCCAAUGUCCAAGCUUUGUUCACUGCAGCUAGUAUCUUCCAGAUUCCUUCUAUCCAGGACCAGUGUGCUAAAUACAUGAUCAGCCAUUUGGACCCCCAGAACUCUAUUGGAGUGUUUAUCUUUGCUGAUCAUUAUGGGCAUCAGGAACUGAAAGUCAGAUCCCAAGAUUACAUUCGUAAAAAGUUCUUGAGUGUCACCAAAGAACAAGAAUUUCUCCAGCUGAGGAAAGACCAACUUGUAAGCAUUCUAGACAGCAAUGAUUUAAACGUUGACAAAGAAGAGCACGUCUAUGAAAGCAUUAUAAGAUGGUUUGAGCAUGAGCCUAGCAAAAGAGAAGCCCAUUUGCCAGAAAUUUUUGCCAAAUGCAUCCGCAUGCCCCUCUUGGAUGCAGAAUUUGUAGAGAAAAUCCCUCCCAUGUUUGCACAGGCUAUAGCCCAAAACUGUGUACAAAAAGGACAAACUAGUGCCAAUGGCUAUACCCAACGGCUUGGAAUGACUGCUUCAGAAAUGAUCAUCUGCUUUGAUGCUGCUCAUAAACACUCAGGAAAGAAGCAAACAGUGCCUUGUUUAGAUUCUGUCACAGGGAGAGUGUUCAAACUAUGCAAACCACCCAAUGAUUUGCGGGAGGUAGGGAUACUUGUUUCGCCUGACAAUGACAUCUACAUUGCUGGGGGUUACAGACCAAGCAGCAGUGAGGUCUCCAUAGACCACAGAGCAGAAAGUGACUUUUGGAUGUAUGAUCAUUCAGGCAAUAGAUGGAUCCCUAAAUCCCCACUGCUACGUGCCAGGAUAGGCUGCAAACUGGUUCACUGCUGUGGUAAACUCUACGCAAUAGGCGGUCGCGUUUAUGAAGGAGAUGGGCGUAAUUCACUGAAAUCUGUGGAGUGCUACGACAGCCGAGAGAACUCCUGGACAGCUGUCUCUGCAAUGCCUGUAGCAAUGGAAUUUCAUAAUGCUGUGGAGUAUAAAGACUGUAUCUAUGUUUUACAGGGAGAGUUUUUCCUCUGCUAUGAUCCUCGAAAAGAUUACUGGGGUUUCUUAACUCCCAUGACUGUGCCUAGGAUCCAGGGGUUGGCAGCUGUCUACAACAACUCUAUCUACUACAUUGCUGGAACCUGUGGAAACCAUCAGCGUAUGUUUACCGUAGAGGCCUAUGACAUUGAAUUAAACAAGUGGACUCGAAAGAAAGACUUCCCAUGUGACCAGUCCAUUAAUCCCUACAUUAAACUUGUUGUCCUCAAGAAUAAACUUCAUUUGUUUGUGCGAGCUACUCAAGUAACUGUCGAAGAACAUGUCUUCAGAACCAGCAGGAAGAAUUCUCUCUAUCAGUAUGAUGAAGUUAAUGACCAGUGGCAGAAGGUGUAUGAGACUCCAGAUAAGCUCUGGGAUCUUGGACGUCAUUUUGAAUGUGCUGUUGCUAAAUUGUAUCCGCAGUGUCUUCAGAAAGUUAUUUGAUUCUCCCCCCCCCCCCCCAAAUUUCCAUCGGUAAAAUGCCUUAGUAACUUUGGUAUUUAAUGCUAGCAGAAAAAUUGUUUUUAAAAGAAAAACCAAUUCUGUCAGUAUUUGAUGUGAGCUGAAAUUGAUGGCUUUUUUUAAACAUGGGGAUGGGUGCUCUUUAAAGCUUGCAGUGGGGAGAAGGGAAUUGGUGGUUUAGUUUCCUAAUGGAUGUUUUCCUGCAGAGUAAGGAGUGGGUUACAAAGUGCAAUUAUCAGCUUUUUCUCUGCUAGUCAUUUGAUCAUGUUGUUCUAGAGUGACAGUUUGACUAAAAGCAAGAGUAGAUAGAUUGGGGUAACUAUGCACUCCAGUGAACGCAACUCUAAUGUUAAUAGCUAAAGUGAAGAGAACAAGUUUGAAGUAACUUCUUAUUUAAAAUACGGGUAAAAUCUGAGGCAAUAUCAGUAGUUUGCUAUUAUAAUUCAGUGACCCUAAGUAGGCAAAUACACAGUCUUUAUACCUCUUCCAUGUGUAUAAAGGUACUGAAAUGUUUGUUGUAUUUAUACAUUGUGUUAGGUUUUGGAGAAACAAAAGUUUGCGACAGUACAGAGCUUCAAAUGUGCAGUUGAACUUGUUGGUCACUCCAUGAAGGGCUUAAACCCAAUGGUGCUAGUUCAUUUUAAAUAUGUUAAGUCUGAAAUGGGUCAAUUUAGACUGCCAACAUUAUGGUAGUUGGGUAGUAUUACUGUGUCUAGUCUUAAGCAUGUACCUUGCUGCUUUGUGUGUGAACCCCCCUGUUUGAACUUCUUGUGUAUCUAGUUCUUAUGUAGGAUAGGCUAAAUAGUCUUAAUGGCUGUUACUUUGGGGGAGUCGUUCCAUCUGUUAAAAGGCUAAGCGCUAAAUGCACUUUUUUUUUUGUCCAUCCUGCGAUAAGUUUGACAAUGUAGCGUUGAAUGCUGUCGGACAGCCAAAAUUUUGGGAUUUGACGGGGGUGGGGGGAGUACAAGACUUUGGGUUCCUUAUUGUUGCUGUUCUUGGCAUGUGUCUCGCUUGCAGCUGCUGAAUUGUCACAAAACAAUAUUCGCCUCCAGCCAGCCCAGUGUGGAAGCCAUUCUGGCUAUCUGUCAAUGCCCGCAGCCCUUCUGUCUGUUGCCUGGCAUCCUGCCCUCCAAUUGUUUCUGUGAAAGUUUGCACUACUGAGCUUUCUUGGUGAUCCAGUAACCACUUUUGGAAGUCUGCAGUUGAAAAUAAUUUUUGGUACCAAAUAAGAAUCCACUUUCUCUGUGGCUGUCAUAUAUCUGAAUUGGUGGAAUGAGAGUUUCUCAUUAAGCUUCCAAAUAGUUUUAGAAUGACAGAUCCAGUUGAGCACCAAGGUUUAUGAUAGAUCUCCUAUUAGUGGUUCUUUGCUAGGAGUAACACGUUUCAGAGCACGGUUGUUGAAGAAUGAAGUAUGUCUUACUUUCAUUAAUUCGGUUUUGUUUUCCAAGAUGAUUUGGCCAUAUAACCCCAAGGUUGGUCGUUACUUCUAAUUGAUAAAUCAGUCAGUCAGUCAGCUCUUGGCUGAAAUGGUUAAAUCUAGAAUGGUAUUGGGUCAGCAAAUUUUUGGUUUGUGUGAUUCCCUAGUCAGCUUUUCUUUGUGUAAAUAUGAAUCUACUUGAUUUUAAACCUUGCACAAUACAUUGAACACACAACUGUGAAAUUAUUGAAAGCAUGAUAAUGUCUCUUUCUAUUACAUACCUCAUCUUCCAGAGAUUCAGUGAACAGCUUUUUGUCUUGGACUUCUUCAGAUCGCUAAAGGGUACAGUAGUUUUGGCCUGUAACAUACAUUAGGUUUCUGUUGUGGUCCCUUGAGAGUGGUAAACUUUCCCUUGGUGGCCUCUAUCCAAUCAUGCAUUUCCGGCUUUGCCCCUCACACUGUUCCUCAGAGUCUCCAACUCCCAGCAACAUUAUUUUCAGACCUCUGUGAGUUGCUGCAGGAGGGGGCAGUGAGAAAGUCCUGUGAGGUCCAGAGCAUUCAGAUAUUAAACUAGUUUUUUUUUUUUAAAGUCACCAGUGAACUCUAAAUGCAGACAAAAGGCAAGUCAUGUGUUCAGUCCUUGCUUUAAAAAACACUCCUAAAGCAGUCAUGAAGCAAAAUUGCACAGUCAACAUGCUUCCUUAGAUGAGAGUUCUGGUUCUUCUAGACCAGAGGUUAAGGCUUUGAUAUGCUAAGUAUAGUUGUUGAACUUUAAAUGACAUUGCAUUCUGGUUUCCUUAGACUUUCUUGAGGAUGCUGUUAAAAGGUAUAUCCAGUUGAUUUAAUGUAUUUAACUUUAUUUCUUACUCCUUAUUUGGCUGUACUAGCUCUGUUGUAAGAUUCUUAGCUGCAAACUUUCUGAAGCACCCUCCCUUACAAUGUUGCAUUAGUUUUUUUUGUUUGCAAAAAGUGUUAUGUAUCUUUCAGUAAGUUAAGUUUGGUUGAAAAAAUUUACAAUACUUAUUGCUGCUUUUUGACAAUCUUCUCUAUUUAUUUAGUAGAAAUGUCAGUCUGACUUGAAAUUUAAGAAAUUAGUUUAAGUUAGCAAAUGAUCCUGGCAUGUGAUGUACCGAAAUACAAUACGCUGUAGUUAUUUCUGCAGUAGGUUUGUUCUUAACUUUUCAUUUAAAAAAAAAACUGCACUAAAUACAAAGAUCUUUUUUUCUAACCAUUUACACUGGGGGGGAGUAACAUGCUUGAAAGCUAACUUUUGAAACUUUUGCCAUGGGGGGUGGGUGGAAAUACAGUGAGUCUUCUGCAUGAAUAAUUGUUUAAGCAGUAAUAUUAACCAUGAAUCUUUUAGUUCUUUACUUGCUUUUAAAUUAUCCCGUGAGAAGUCCCUCCUGCCUUCCAAUGUAAAUCUUGUUUUUUAGAAUUGUAUUUUUUUCAAAGGCAAUCCCACACAGUGUGAGGUUAGAUGAUGCAAGCCUGCACCAGAGUUACUGUAACUGCGCUAACUUAAACAGGGCCAGGGCCAGGUUUGGGUUUUUCCCCAUCCAUCCUGCUUUUCUUAUUUAUCCUUUCUUGUUGAGUCACCAAUCUUCCAUUUUAACACAUUGGGGAGGAAGGGAUAAGAAAACAUGCUGGAAAAAAGAUCCCAGUUUUUUUUAUUCCAGAUUUUGCUCCCUUUUCAAGGACCGAUCUGUGCACGUGUUCCACCGUUUGUGCUGACCUGAUGAAGCCUCUUCUUGCUUGUGCAGCAGCAGAGCUUGGUGUGUUGUCCCCGUCCAACCUACUACAGCUGGUUUUGUUGCGUGUGCCGUGCAUGUGGUUUGCAUAAUAUCAAAGCACUCCCUGUGUUCUGAAAUCUAUUUAAAAAUGGCAUCAGAUGUUCAGCGCUCAGGUAUGUUAGUAAGAAGUACUGUAGUCCUCUGACGGCAAAUGUGUGGAAUUUUAAACAUUUUGCCAUAAUUGCACAAUUUUGCAUUUUUACUUAAUGUCAUGUUAGUUUUCUUAUAAUAAAUCUGUUCAAAUACA
Heteronotia binoei (common prickly gecko) is the source of this 5427-nucleotide messenger RNA. RefSeq names its product kelch repeat and BTB domain containing 8 (gene KBTBD8). The coding region runs from base 150 to 1955 and encodes 601 amino acids. The transcript has 4 exons. Gene Ontology annotation, biological process: neural crest cell development. Gene Ontology annotation, molecular function: protein binding. NCBI's taxonomy places the organism in Eukaryota, Metazoa, Chordata, Lepidosauria, Squamata, Gekkonidae. The record is from RefSeq and is a predicted model, not a curated record.